This is a messenger RNA of Vigna radiata var. radiata (mung bean), 1561 nucleotides long. RefSeq lists its product as uncharacterized. The record is from RefSeq and is a predicted model, not a curated record. The coding region runs from base 163 to 1521 and encodes 452 amino acids. The transcript has 5 exons. Gene Ontology annotation, biological process: lipid catabolic process. Lineage: Eukaryota; Viridiplantae; Streptophyta; Magnoliopsida; Fabales; Fabaceae.
CAAAGGUAUUAGUGGGAGAAGUAAACCCCAAUUAAGCUUCUUCUUCUUUUCUCUCUGAUACACCAUCACACGCAAUCUCUCACCUUUCACCACCUACUCCCAAAGUCCCCAAUUUUCACUCCUCUUCAGACACCCAUUACAUCAAACCACCCAGUCCCAUCCAUGUCGGCUUCAUGCGGGGUGGUGGAGUGCGUCUUCGUGCUGGGCUGCGCUAGGUGGCUCUGGAAGCGCUGCACCUACGUUGGAAACUACGACAGCGCCACGUGGCCGGCCGCCACCCCUGACGAGUUUGAACCGGUGCCGCGUGUCUGCCGCCUCAUCCUCGCCAACUACGACCCCGAUCUCCGAAAUCCCCAGUACUACAAGCCCGCCCCCGGUCACCGCCUGAACCCGGAGUGGGUCGUGAAGCGCGUGACCUACGAGCAAACUCUCGGACACGCGCCGCCCUACCUCAUCUACCUCGACCACGAGCACAAGGAGAUCGUGCUAGCGGUGCGUGGCCUCAACCUGGUCAAUGAGAGUGACUAUAAAGUCCUACUUGAUAACCGGUUGGGGCAGCAGAUGUUCGACGGCGGGUACGUACACCGUGGGCUGCUGAAGUCGGCGCAGUGGCUGCUGAAUAGGGAGUCGGAGACGCUGAAGCGAUUGUGGUUGGAGAACGGUUCCGAAUAUGAUAUGGUGUUCACUGGACACUCUUUGGGUUCUGGGGUGGUGUCGUUGUUGACGAUUUUGGUUGUGAACCAUAGGGACGGUUUGGGUGGGAUUCCUAAGGAGAAGAUUCGAUGUUAUGCGGUUGCUCCUGCCAGGUGUAUGUCCCUCAAUUUGGCUGUCAAGUAUGCCAAUGUCAUUCAUUCUGUUGUUUUGCAGGAUGAUUUCUUGCCAAGAACGCCCACUCCGUUGGAAGAUAUAUUCAAAUCUAUAUUCUGUUUGCCCUGCUUAUUGUUGUUGGUUUGCCUGAGAGACACUUUCAUACCUGAGGGUAGAAAGCUUAGAGAUCCAAGGAGACUUUAUGCGCCUGGACGAAUGUACCAUAUUGUUGAGAGAAAGUUUUGCAGAUGUGGUAGAUUUCCUCCUGAAGUGAGGACUGCUAUUCCUGUUGAUGGAAGAUUUGAGCAUAUCGUCUUGUCGUGUAAUGCAACAUCAGAUCAUGGAAUAAUAUGGAUUGAAAGGGAGGCCGAGAAAGCCUUGCAAUUGAUGAAGGGGAAGACCUCUGAAACUGUGACAGAGCCUCCAACGAUACAAAAGUUCGAGAGGUUGAAGACCAUAGAGAAAGAACAUAAAGAUGCUUUGGAAAGGGCUGUUAGCUUAAACGUGCCUCAUGCAGUGGACUCUGCAGAGGAAGAAACGGCGGAGAAGAAUGAAGGUGAAGAAGCAUCGGAUAGUGGAAACAAUAACGUGUCAAGUAGCCAAUCAAAAUCCAGUGAUGGAAGGUCAAACUGGGAUGAGGUUGUUGAAAAACUCCUAAAAAAGAGCAAGACGGUAGAAUUAAAUCAGCAAAGGGACACCAAUGUCUUACCAUAACAUUCAUUCAUAUAUCUGCAUUUUUUGUUAUUUUUUAACA